AUGCGUGCUAGACACUCAUCGUCCUCCACGAUUCUUGAUCGCCACGCAGCUGCCGCAAAAGCUCCGCCCAUCCCCAGACGCUCAUCCGAGGACUCGGGCGGUGCGGCUACUAAAGACAUCAAUUCUCUCAACGAGCUGUGGAACACCCUCAGGCAACAGAAGCAGCGUCAAAUGGCCAAGGAACCUCCAAAAGUCAGCUCCUUAAAGGCGCCGACGCCUAGUAUACAUUCCCCUGCCCCAUCACGUACGCCAGAUCCUGUGGGGGUGAGAAAAGUGAUGUCGCCUCAACCUCAACCUCUCAAGAGGCGAAAGUCAAAUGUCUCGUUUCGAGAGUCCCGUGAUGGUCGUACUGUCACGGCCACGUUUAAUCUACCCGGCAUCAAAAAACACAAUGCCCAUGUUAGCUAUCGCGGCAGUCAUCUGACUGUAACAUGGGAAACAGUCAAGAUCACUGAGAUCGAUGAAGGAGGGACGUUAGUGAGGGAACGAGAAAAAAAGGAGUUUUCUAGAACUAUUCCUCUUCCAGAGGGAACCAAGUUUGAAGAAGUUGGCGCACGUAUGGACGAUCGUUAUUUGAUCCUGACGUACCCAAACAUGCGGUCAGUACGAGUGGAGCCUCGACAAAUGGGUCAUCGGCAGGUUGAGCCUCGUCGCAUAGAACCCACGGAGAUCGAAGCUUCAGAUGUAUAUGAAUAUUAG
This is a messenger RNA of Suillus discolor, 699 nucleotides long. RefSeq lists its product as uncharacterized. The record is from RefSeq and is a predicted model, not a curated record. The transcript has 4 exons. NCBI's taxonomy places the organism in Eukaryota, Fungi, Basidiomycota, Agaricomycetes, Boletales, Suillaceae. Bases 1 to 699 code for a protein of 232 amino acids.